Molecule: messenger RNA, 946 nt
Organism: Mangifera indica (mango)
Lineage: Eukaryota; Viridiplantae; Streptophyta; Magnoliopsida; Sapindales; Anacardiaceae
Product: accelerated cell death 11-like
Exons: 4
Coding region: 111-728 (205 amino acids)
Biological process (GO): ceramide transport; intermembrane lipid transfer
Cellular component (GO): cytoplasm; membrane; cytosol
Molecular function (GO): ceramide 1-phosphate transfer activity; ceramide 1-phosphate binding
Source: RefSeq, a predicted model, not a curated record
AAUUAAAUCAAAUUAAAUAUUAAAAAAAAAAAAAAACCCUCAACAUGUAGAAAAGAGGAAGAAAGAAGAAAAGACGAAGCAAAGAGAGAGAGAUCUGAAGCAAGCAAACCAUGGCGAACUCAGACACCGAUAAACUGCUCAGAAAAAUCGCAGUAGCAUUCAAUGAACUCGCCGUUACUGUUAAUUCACAGACUGCCGAUGUCGACGUGGCGACCUUCUCUCACGCAUGUUCUCUCGUCUCUCCUCUCUUUGGCUGCUUAGGAUUCGCCUUCAAGUUCGCCGAAAUGGAUUAUGUCGCCAAGGUUGCUGAUCUUGCAGUGGCAUCAAAGUCGAUAAUGACCUUGCAAGCCUUGCUUGACCAUGAUAUUACGGGAAACUCUGUGCGGAAAGCUGGCAGUCACACUAGAAAUCUUUUGAGAGUUAAGCGUGGACUGGACAUGGUUAGGGUUCUUUUUCAACAGAUAAUAGCUACAGAGGGCAAUUCCUUGAAAGAUCCAGCUUCCAAAGCGUAUGCACAAGUAUUUGCUCCCCAUCAUGGAUGGGCAAUAAGGAAAGCUGUUGCUGCAGGGAUGUAUGCCCUUCCAACUAAAGCUCAACUGUUAAACAAGCUGAAUGAAGAUGAGGCCUCAGCAAGGGUUCAAAUGCAAAGUUACAUUACUGCAUCUGCUCCAGUGAUUGUGUACAUCGACAAUCUCUUCAUUUCAAGACAGUUGGGUACAGACUGGUAAAUUAUGGAUUGUAAGUUGAGAGACUCUUCUUUCAACUGCAUUGGACGUAGAUUGGUAAAAUACGUAUUUCAUUUAUGUAGUAAUAUAAUAUUGUGUGUGAUCAUCUUGUUUUAAGAAACACUAAGAUUAAACUUCAGCGUCAUAGAAUCAUUACAAAUGUCUUAAACUCUUGUAUAUUUGAAGAAACACCAUUGUUAACAUGAUUCGAGUUAAGGCCA